Molecule: messenger RNA, 975 nt
Organism: Moneuplotes crassus
Lineage: Eukaryota; Ciliophora; Spirotrichea; Euplotida; Euplotidae
Source: the annotation of a GenBank genome assembly
UAAAUGCACAGGAAAAGUUUUUCUACAAGCUCGAGCAGGGCGGCAGGCAUUAACACAGAUACUCUGUCUCAGAUUGAUACCUGUGGCAAAGGUGGAUGGUUUAUGAGGGUUUCCAAACGCCAGUAUCCUUCUUUAAGGCAUGGGGAGAACUCCGAUUCUACCAUUAGAACACCUUCGACAUUACAGCAUCCUCAGCCAACAGAGAUGGCUUUUGAGAUUGACAAAUACAACUCUCUUGGAACUUUGAGGAGUUCCUUAGUCAAGCAAUUUAAGAAGAGUAAAAGCAAGCCUCUGAAGAAUAAAAACCAGAAGGUUAAACCCUUGCUUUUGAUAACAAAACCAGAGUCAGUCGAGAAGUCCAAAAUCUAUAAUUUUCGCUCAAGUAGUGCUCAGAGAAGAUCUAUGCUUUCCAAGCUGAAGGAGAUUAAAUCAAUGCCUCCACAGACUUCUAGAACUAAGCCCAUGCGCAUGAAGAGCAAGAAAUAAAAGUCCCACAAAUGACCUGAUCAGUAUCUCUCCGUCUGAAGUGAAAUCUUCCACUUUCUAUGCCCAAAGAUUAUCAAUGCAGAAACCCCCAGCGAGCUAUUUAGACUCACAGAGACCAAAUAUGGCUCCACAUUUAUUCUUCCGUGACUUGCAUAAGAGCAGUAGGGUUCAGGAACUUUUUAACGAGUUCCAAGAGAAAGACAAGAAAUAUAAAGUCUGAUCUCAUAUUUUGUUCAACGGAAAUAUAAAGCCCCUUUCCGAGCAUGAGCACAGGUACAAAGACUGUAUUGUCAACAGACCAAGGGAUUAUAGAGACAGCACUGCAAAUUAUAUGGGUGAUAACAUCAACACCUGCAUUCGGUCCUUCCUCAGGAACCACAGAGAUGAGGCUGACAAAGGUAUUUUUGAUGACCUGAGACCAAGGGAGACAUACAAUAUGAACUAACCCUAGCCACUUUGGAUAAACUUUCAAUACAGGUCUUAUAAUUU